AUGGAUGCCACAUUUCGUAGAAGCAAUGUAAAUAGUAAUUACGCUGGAACAACGCUCACCUCACUGAGCAACGGAAGCGUUUAUUGUUUUUUUGGAGCCGGAUUCUUCUCUAAUGUCGAUGGCCAAAACAUCUUGAGCGCUCGGCUCAUCUCUGAAGAGUUAACCAUAGCGCUGAAUGUCCUUACUGAUGAUGUGAACACUGCCGCUGAUGUGAAGCUGUUCUUAGCAGAUAUAGAUCGAUCAUCACCGAUUCAGGGCUUAUUGAGAGCGGUAUCACAGGUCAGAACAACGACAACUACCACAACUACAACUCCAACUACCACAACUACCACUCCAACCACAACAACUACCACUCAAACCACAACAACUACCACUCCAACCACAACAACUACCACUCCUACCACAACAACUACCACUCCAACCACAACAACUACCACUCCAACUUCAACAACUACCACUCCAACCACAACAACUACAACUCCAGACACAACAACUACCACUCCAGACACAACAACUACCACUCAAGCCCCCGCUUCAACCACCACAUCUACCAUAACUACUCCAACCACACCAACCCCGACGACUACAGUCCCAGUGGAUGUCCCAACGGUGACAGUUACUGUCACAGAUUUGAUAGCAACGGCUGGUGAUAACGUAACAUUGGGCUGUAACGUGACGGGGUACCCCAAUAUUACCGAGGUAUACUGGCAGAGGAUGGUCAAUGGAUGGGGACCGGAAACACUAGUAAUUGAUGGAGUUGAUUACACAGGCGUGACUCUGGAUGACCCUUCUUUAACAAUUAUUACCAUAGAAACUGCCGACAGUGCUGUAUACGUGUGUAAAGCCAACAACAGUGUGGGGACCGGAAGUGGUGACUACGUCACUCUCAUGGUUCAAGAUGUCCCAAAGGUGACAGUUACUGUCACAACUUUGAUAGCAACGGCUGGUGAUAACGUAACAUUGGGCUGUAACGUGACCGGGUACCCCAAUAUUACCGAGGUAUACUGGCAGAGGAUGGUCAAUGGAGGAGAACCGGAAACACUAGUAAUUGAUGGAGUUGAUUACACAGGCGUGACUCUGGAUGACCCUUCUUUAACAAUUAUUACCAUAGAAACUGCCGACAGUGCUGUAUACGUGUGUAAAGCCAACAACAGUGUGGGAACCGGAAGUGGUGACUACGUCACUCUCAUGGUUCAAGAUGUUCCAACGGUGACAGUUUCUUCCGGUAAUUUGAUUGUGACGGCUGGUGAUAACGUAACAUUAGGCUGUAACGUGACGGGGUACCCCAAUAUUACCGAGGUGUACUGGCAGAGGAUGGUCAAUGGAGGGGAACCGGAAACAUUAGCAAUUGAUGGAGUUGAUUACACAGGCGUGACUCUGGAUGACCCUUCUUUAACAAUUAUUACCGUAGAAACUGCCGACAGUGCUGUAUACGUGUGUAAAGCUAACAACAGUGUGGGGACUGGAAGUGGUGACUACGUCACUCUCAUGGUUCAGGAUGUUCCAACAGUGACAGUUUCUGCCGGUAAUUUGAUUGUGACGGCUGGUGAUAACGUAACAUUGGGCUGUAACGUGACGGGGUACCCCAAUGUUACCGAGGUAUACUGGCAGAGGAUGGUCAAUGGAGGAGAACCGGAAACACUAGCAAUAAAUGGAGUUGAUUACACAGGCGUGACUCUGGAUGACCCUUCUUUAACAAUUAUUACCGUAGACAUUGCCGACGGUGCCGUGUAUACGUGUAGAGCCAACAACAGUUUAGGGACCGGACGUAGUGCCUACGUCAAUCUAAUGGUUCAAGAUGUUCCCACGGUGACAGUUUCUUCCGGUAAUUUGAUUGUAAUGGCUGGUGAUAACGUAACAUUGGGCUGUAACGUGACGGGGUACCCCAAUAUUACCGAGGUGUACUGGCAGAGGAUGGUCGAUGGAGGGGAACCGGACACACUAGUAAUUGAUGGAGUUGAUUACACAGGCGUGACUCUGGAUGACCCUUCUUUAACAAUUAUUACCAUAGAAACUGCCGACAGUGCUGUAUACGUGUGUAAAGCCAACAAUAGUGUGGGAACCGGAAGUGGUGACUACGUCACUCUCAUGGUCAAAGAUGUCCCAACGGUGACAGUUACUGUCACAGAUUUGAUAGCAACCGCUGGUGAUAACGUAACAUUGGGCUGUAACGUGACGGGGUACCCCAAUGCUACCGAGGUCUACUGGCAGAGGAUGGUCAAUGGAGGAGAACCGGAAACACUAACAAUUGAUGGAGUUGAUUACACAGGCGUGACUCUGGAUGACCCUUCUUUAACAAUUAUUACCAUAGAAACUGCCGACAGUGCUGUAUACGUGUGUAAAGCCAACAACAGUGUGGGAACCGGAAGUGGUGACUACGUCACUCUCAUGGUUCAAGAUGUUCCAACUGUGACGGCUCCAGUUGUCUCUUGGAAUUUAACGGCUGGUGAAAAUGUGACAUUAGCCUGUAACGUGACGGGGUACCCCAAUGUGACCGAGGUCUACUGGCAGAGGAUGGUCAUUGGAGGGGAACCGGAAACACUAGCAAUUGAUGGAGUUAAAUACGCAGGCGCCACCCUCGAGGACGCUUCCCUCACAAUUAACACCGUAAGGGGACCCGACAGUGCUGUAUAUAUUUGCAAAGCAAACAACAGCAUUGGGACCGGAAGUGGCGCCUCUGUCACUCUCGUUGUUCAAGACGUUCCAUUGGCGACUGUUCUUUCGACAUUGUUGAAUGGGGAUGCUGGUGACAAUGUGACCCUGGGCUGUACCGUGGCUGGAAGCCCUCCUGCGACCGAUGUGUACUGGCAAAAGAUUGUCAAUGAAUCGGACUUUGCGACAAUAGCUGUUGAUGGUCUCAACUAUGUUGGAGUGACCCUGGAUGACCCCUCCCUCACCAUUGUCACUGCAGUGCAAGUCGACAGCGCCAUCUAUGUUUGUAAAGCAAACAAUAGUUUUGGAACCGGAACAGCUUUACCCGUAACUCUUAAUGUCAGAUCGAUUUCAGUGGAAUACAACGGGAGCCUGUCUUUGAACGAGAGCUUCGAUGCUCAGUUAUUUAAUAAGAGCAGUCAACAGUACAAGGAUAAAGAGGCGGCCUUUAUUGACAUGAUGGAUGGGCAAAUUCUCAAUUCAUUCAAUAAAACAAACACUACGGUUCUCGGUUUCAGUAAUGGAAGCACCAUUGUUGAUUAUAUCAUCGAGUUCUUCAAAAAUGAACUGGAAAUGGCCGGAACACAAGUUCUUGUGAUUAGUGACGUUGUCAAUGAGGCGAUUAUUGAGUAUGUGGAGAACUCUCCGAACAGUACCAACACUUCGCAAGACUAUUUACAGAUCUUGCCCAAUACAAUUCAAGGGGUCAUACAAAAAACAGAUGACUGUGCUAAAGUCCCCUGCCUAAAUGGCGGUACCUGUUACGACUACUUCGCAGACUACACGUGUUUAUGUAUGUCCGGAUACAGCGGGAAAGAUUGCUCAGAAGACAUGGACGUGUGUGGUUCUAGAUCCUGUUACAAUAACGGGACAUGCCUUGAAGGAGUUGCCGAUGCUUACUCCUGCGUUUGUGAUGACAGGUCCACCGGAGAUCACUGCGAAACACAUGUGUGUGAGGACGAGUUUUGUUUUAACGGCGGAACAUGCAUCCCCCGAAAUGAUACCGCUGCUGCCUACUGUAUGUGUGAUGACAAGCAUGCCGGAAGUUUCUGCGAAAUGCCAUUUUGUGGAAUCGACUUUUGUCACAAUGGAGGAACAUGUCCGGAUGACGUCGCAUCAUACUGUAUGUGUGGCGACCAGUACACUGGAUCUCAUUGUACUCUAGAUAAAAUGGUAUACCUACAAGGACCGGAUGGCAACUUCAGCUCGCCGAAUUACCCUAUGAAGUACCCUAUUCUAGUGGAUAGAACAUGGGUAAUAACAAUGGGAACGGAUGACAUUGUUUUAUUGACAUUCUCAGAAUUCAAACUCGAGGAAGGGCUUGAUUACGUAAGAGUUUUCGAUGGAGGAAGUGUCUUCUCAACUGAAAUAGCUAGUUCGACGGGAUACUACAUUCCGGGCCCAUUCAAAUCCACUGGUCCAAACAUGACCGUUCAGUUUGUUAGUGACUCCAGCACAGUGGACAUGGGAUUUAAGGCUCAUUACACUUCAGACCCUGUGAUCUACCUUAGUGGACCGACAGGAACUUUCACCAGUCCAAAUUACCCUAAUUUCUAUGACAAAUUCUCUGACUUUACCUGGUUAAUUACCAUGUUACCAGACCAAGCUGUCCUGUUGACUUUCUCUCAUUUCGCCACAGAAAAUCGUUAUGAUUACCUUUACGUAUAUGAUGGAUUGGAUAUGAGCUCAAACCGAAUAGCCACGUUGACGGGAGAUGUCCUACCAUACCCAUUCCGAUCUACCACUCGCUACAUGACUGUGUUAUUUCAGAGUGACUUUGCUUUCCAGGAUUCCGGGUUUAAUGUAUCCUACUCUCCAGUUAAGCAAGGGAAUUUAGGCGGCCUCCAAGGAACCAUUUUCAGUCCCAACUAUCCACAACAGUAUUCUGCUGGCGACGACAUAAAGUGGAUUAUUGAAGUAGAUUCUAGAUAUUAUAUAAGUUUACUAUUCAAGGUGUUUAACCUUGAAGACUAUUAUGACAAUCUUUAUAUUUACGACGGAUCGGAUGUUUCUGCACCUCUGAUUGCAGGUUUGACGGGAUCCGAUCCUCCUGACACUAUCUCAUCAACAAGGAAUGUAAUGUUGCUACAUUUUGUGUCAGACGGGUCUAUACAAGAUGAUGGAUUCGAGAUCGACUAUAUCACUAUACAACUACCCUGUGUGGACGGCCAGAUCGCUUGCAGUGAUGGCGCGUGUGUUGACAUUACCCGCACGUGCGACAGCGUUGUUGACUGUACAAGUGGCUUUGACGAAUGGCCCUGUUUGAAAGAUGGGUUUGAUCAGAAUGUCAUAGUAUGGACUGACGUGGACAUCUUAGCCAGUGAUGGUACCGUCGAAGACUAUCAUGCGGUCCUGAGUCAGAAUCUACCUACAAUCUUACCGAUUGCCCAAUACGACGUAAAAUACCUGAUAUUAAACAAUUUUUCAGACUAUAGCAGCAGAAGGAAGCGCGAGGCGAACAAUGAUACCAUAGAAAGCUUUCGCUUGGGAAUCCGAUUAAGUAGUGAUGCUGCUACCCCUAUCAACACCUCUUCCGUUACCUCACUGACUUCGCUCGGGCCAUUAUCGUUUCCGAUCCUGGAAAAUGGGGUCCUUGUUCUCAGCUUCCGGAGUGCAAAUAUUGAGAAUAUAACAGCAGAAGAACUUUACCCGGGCCAGCCUAACAUGACGGCAUCGGAUGUGCGGCUAACUGGUGGCCCUUCAUGUUACCAAGGACGUGUAGAAGUCAGAAAUAAAGGUGUUUGGGGUACCGUUUGUCCAUCAUCCGACUGGGGACCGAAGGAGGCUGCAGUCGUCUGUCGCAUGCUAGGGCUUGGUUCAGCCAACGCAGUUGCGUACUUGGACAUGGCAUCACACGGCGACAUGCCGACAUGGCUCGGGGCAGUGUCGUGUUUCGGCAAUGAGAGCUCCCUCUCUGACUGUGACCAUAACGUGUGGGGAGUCACCCCGCAUUGUAACCCUUCUGACGGGGCAGUGUUCACAGCCGCAGUGGCAUGUGAUAACAGAGACCCAAUGCUAAAGUGUACGUUCGAACUGGGUGACAUUUGUGAUCUGACAAGCAACGGAGAGGGACACUGGCAUGCAUCAAUGGCUGAUACUAAUCCCAAUAUGUACAGUGGCCCACAGACUGCCAUGGUAGGGAAGUGGUACCUGCUGUAUGACUCAGACAAUAAUUUCAUCAACAUCCCUUCCAUCUUACAAACACCCAUGAUUAGGGGAGGGGCGCCAGUUUGUUUGUCCUUCUACUACUAUAUGUACGGCCAUGAGAUAGGUAAACUCCAUGUAUAUGACACGUUCGGUAAUACCGUCAUGGAGGUUAAAGGGGACCAGGGUCGACGUUGGCACUUCCUCAAAAUGACACUCAACCAUACCAUGGACUUCCAGGUUUUCUUUGAGACGACAAACUCCAAGCCGUUCAUUUAUGCUGGCGAUGUAGCAAUUGAUGAUAUGUAUUUGGUGUCUCGGGAGUGUGCGGACGAAUGGCAUUCGUGUUCCCUGCCUCCCAUGGCGCCUACCGUGGCGCCGACCGAUGGACCCGUGAUCAGCUGCAUGUUUGGUGUCGAGAACAGCAGAGACAUGUGUGGAUUCAACACUGCAGUUGUCAAAGGACAACAGGACUGGCUACACAGUGAAGAUGUGAACAAAACACAAACAAGACCUGGAGUACAACUGCCUUCUUCUGAUGAUGGAAACUACAUGGUUUACUACGACGAAAGUGGCAAUGCCACUGAAGGUGGUAUGGCAAUUCUCGUUUCCCCGACGUUUGAAACCAAUAUGGCCAGCAAACUAACAUUCCUCUUCAACAGUGCAGGCCGUAAUACAAUGACCGUCAAAGCUAACGAUACUUUACUCGAUACUGUAUCAAAUAUAGAAGGUAAAUGGAUAUACAAGUGCAUGGACCUACCAGCUAGUGUUACGGUCUCGCUGAGCUUCACAGCUACCCAAGGGCUUGACAAUGACAGCCAUAUUGCAGUGAAGGAUGUGGCAGUAGAGUCGGGCAGUUGUCCAGGUCCUGGAAGCUGUACCUUUAAUGAGCCAGGGGAUUGUGGGUACCUCUCCUUGUUCGACCCAAAUAUGGCAAUGAUGGAGUGGAGAAAGAUACAAGACACCACAUCGAUGUCGUCGAAAGGAGAUGUAUUUGCGAGUCAUCAGUAUAACGGCAGAGGCGAGUAUUACGACGGAUUUACAUCAUGGCUCCUCUCGCCAUUCUUCGUCUCCCAACAUCUCUCCAGCGUGACAUUUCACGUUACUAAACGUGGAGGCUCUCGCUUUGCUGUGGGCCUCAUUAACGGCAGCGAUAUUUUAAAGGACCAAAAUCUAACGAGUGUUUUACAUAUGCACAAUACAAACCGAUCCAACUCAAUAUUAACGCCACUGUUAGUUAUAGAGAAGUCUGAUAUGUCUAACAGCUGGAGGAGUUACUGUGUUGACGUCAGCAGAGCCCAGAAUCAAAACAUCAGCUUUGUGCUUAUCCAUGAAGGUGUAGAUUAUAACCAGGAGUCAGAUGCUUUCGUGUAUGUGGAUGACAUUGUUAUGGGAGGAGAAAGCUGUCAGAAGAGUCUUGAGACUUGCGACUGGGAGGCGCCUCACACAUGUGGUAUUAGCUAUGACGCUAAUGACAUCUGUCCAGAUGAAACAGAUUACCGUUGGCAGCUCGAACGUUACAUUGAUGAAUACAUAUUGAUAGCUGAUUCAUCUUACGGUCACCCCUGGGAUACCGCCGCUGUCAACUUGCAGUCUGACGGAUCCGGUCAAUACCUACAUUUCAAGUACAGAUUCCGUAGUAACCAGUCAACAUAUUUAAAUUUGACAUAUGGCACCUAUGAGGCUGUCAUUUCAAAUUUAUUCUAUAUUGACAACUUCCAAGAAUACUGCUUCAUGGUCCCAAGCAUGAAUCAAAGCCAAGGACAAAAACUCUGGAUUGCAACACAGAGAGGCCAAGGUCCAGAAUCAGAUGUCGGCGUAAAAGAUAUCGGUUUGUCGGACACCCCAUGCCCAGAGGUGUCAGCAAACUGUACCUUUGAGGAAUCAUGUGGCUAUGCCAUGGACAAAGGAUGGGAUAUAAAAGAAUACCGACCGACACAAGAACAUUAUCUUUCUAUCCAUACGACAUUUUCUACGUACCAGUAUCGCUCGGUGUUAUCUCCGACUGUGGUAACCAGCACCUCUUCCUGCGUGGCGUUCACGUACCUUAUGAAACUCUCUGUAGCUAAUACCACGAGCUACAUCAAGGUUAACUGGUUUGAUCUUUUAUACGAGGACCCAAUGCCAAUGGAAGCUAUGAAGAUCACAUAUCACUCCAACGACUGGUUAGAGCGUCGGUUCAAUGUUCCUGGACACAAAUUCAAGUUCCAGUUUCAGGCCAUUGCCGACAAUGUAGCAGAGUAUGGAAUAGACAACAUACGGGUCACGGAAGGCAGCUGUCAGCCUGUUGUUUGCAGCGAUAAUCUAUUCUCCUGUGGUAGCGAUGAUAUGUGCAUCGCUAUGGAACACGUGUGUGACGGUAUAGAACACUGUCCUAACGGCAUGGAUGAGUAUCAAUGUGAUUCGUUGGUAGCUGAUAGUUUCAACUGUUCCUUUGAAACUCCGAACAAGUGUGGAUACCGGACUUUCAUGAGUGAAAUUUCCCAAACAAGUGUAUGUGACCACACAAGUGGAGAUGGCUCAGGGUUUGGUAUGAUACUUUCCUAUGGCGUAGCCCCAACGGACACGAAUGGAUUCACUCUACAGUACAUGGAAAGUCCCCAAGUCAAUGUAGACAAACACAGCUGUCUUACAUUCUACGUCUUAGGUAAAAAUGACAUUCCCCUGCGUGCAAGCAUCAAAUACAGUGAUGGUGGCAUACAUCGGAUCGGUGAUUGCAUUUCCCAUGGCGGAGAGGAGCAAGGCUGGUAUCGACAAUUACUGGAUAUUCCUCCGGGAAACUAUAGUCUUGUUUUUGAGGCAGGAGAUUACUUUUUGACGUUAUCUUUUAUGACGUGCCUUGACGAUGUGAGCGUGAUACAUGGCAAAUCGUGUGACAAUGUUGGGUGUGGCCACAACGAGUUCCUGUGUCAUAACUCUUCCGUGUGUAUCCCUGACAACCUUCGAUGUAACUCGUACAACAACUGUCCCGACGGCGAGGAUGAGUACGGCUGUGAUCUUAACGUAACUUGUAGCUUUGAUGAUGAUAUGUGUGGUUACAACAACGACACAAACAACGGUUACCAUUGGCAAUGGACGCCUUCACUAUCGUACUGGGGCAUCACUCUGGAUAGCGAUCCUGCAUCUGGCAGUUUCCUAUACAUGGGAUGUCCUAACACAUAUCUUAGAAACGUAGGCCUUUCAAGUCCUCGAUAUCGACCCUCUGUUCAUGGCAAUUAUUUUUGUCUGCGUUUGUCAUUAGCUUGGUUUCACCCAUACUUUUUCUCCCAUUCAAAACUCCAAGUUGAACUGCAUCAGGAAAAUGAAUAUAAGAAGAUGAUAUUGGAGAUAAAAGAAAAAGAAAAGAAACAGGCAGUUUGGCAAGUUUAUGAAGUGAAUACAGGAUACCUAACUUCAAAAAUUCGAUUAACAUUUAGCGCUACGACCUUCCAGAGCUUUAUUGCAUUGGACAACAUCACACUGGUGGAGGGCAUGUGUGAACAAGGAUCUUCAAGCCCGACUACAUUACCUCCAGAAACUACAACCGCUCCUUUAAAUUCGACUACAUCAUCGACUAAUUCUUCAGGAUCUUCAAAUACAACUACAAUGUCUCCAGAAAAUACAACUGCCUCUGUGAAUUCGACUACAUCGCCGACUAACUCUUCAGUUUCUUCAAAUGCAACAACUGUACCUCCAGCAAAUACAACUGCCUCAGUGAAUUCGACUUCAUCACCGACUAACUCCACAGGUAUGUGUACUAAGAUAGCCUACGAGAAGUGUACCGAAUACGGCUUUCACUACACCAUGAUGCCCAAUGUUCUGUGUCAUCGCUUUUACCCUCAUGCUGAAUAUUCCAUUAGCAUGGCCUAUGCCAACAGGGUAGACGGUGUGGGAUCUCCGGAGUGUGAACGUGCUCUCACAGAGGGCUUAUGUAUUGUUCACUUCCCGAUCUGUGCCAAUGACACAGUUAUACAGCUUUGCAGGGACCAAUGUAAAAAAUAUUUGGACAUUUACAAAUUUUGCUGGCCUAACCAACCUGAUCCGUCUUACUAUAAGAAUAUAUGUGAGUUGCUGCCCACUGACAACUGUAAAGGAAUUCAGAGUAUUGAAAAUUUCAACUUUACUUCACCACCUACCACUAGUGCUCCACCGGCAAUAACUUGGCCUGAUUCCAUAGCAGACGAAAUUAACGUGACUGUGAAUGACGAUGGGGUAGCCAUGGUGACCUAUAAAGGAAAACAUAUUCCUACAUGCUUCCUUCAGCCUACAGAGGUCCGAAUUCUGUGUAGCAAAGCGGGAUAUAGCGCCGGCCACAAUCAGUUAGGAGAUGCUGUAGAUGAAGCUGUCGAUAUAUCCUGCAGUGAUAACAGUACAACAUUGUCUGACUGUUACGCGUCGGUAAAGUCCUGCUCCAGUGGUGUUCUCCAGUGUGGCGAUGCUAAUGUGAACUGUGGCUUCAGAGGGAACAUACCUAUGUGUGGAUAUCAUGCCUCCAGCACAUGGACGUUAUUAUCAGAGUCCGUCAGUAUCCUCGAACUGCAUACAAAAGAAGGGCAGCAUGACUCCAUCGUAUCACCAAGCUUUACAACGCCUCAAAACGGAUCUCUUUACUUCAGCUACAAGCUAUCGGGUUCUGCUGUUGGUCUUCUGACCUUGACCCUUAAUAACAAGGUCAUGUUCCAAUCAGACUACAGCCUUACAGAUUCUGUCAUAGAAGUGUGUAUUGACCUGCCGGCUAAUGAGCUUGUCAGUGCUAUGUUCUCUUACGUCCGAGGUUCGGACGAGGUAACAGAGUAUGUGUUCGAAGCUGUUUCCAUUCACUACGUCAAAGUAUCAGCCGACGAUGUUUGUCCAGCAUUCUCCAAAGACAGAUCAUGUGACUUUGACAGUGCAGGCUUGUGUGGUGUUCAAUUUUCAUCUGAAUGUGAUCCCUGGAGCGGAGGGUAUCUCUCGAGUCCUCGACCAUAUGCAUGGAAACCGAAGCCACAGGACGGCAGGGGAUUCUACCUGUUUGCUGAUGGAAGCUAUGGAGAGCAAGGAGACGAAGCCAUUGCCAUGUUUCCUGACGUCCAUAUGUCCGCUAAUGACACUCUCCGCUUCCGCUAUAUCAGUGAUAGUAAAUUCAACGUCUCUGCUACUUUAAAGGUUUAUGCUUCAAAAGAACUACUGUUCUGGCAAGAUCAUCUGACAGGUGGAUAUUGGGAAGAUAUUUGUUUUCCAUUUAAACCAACCAUCAAUACAGACAUCAAUGCUAAUUUGACGAUCAUUGCCUACCAUGGCAGCAGCGUGUCUAUGGAUGUUGGUGUCGACGCCAUCAGUAUCAGUUCAGAACGCUGUCCUCAUAUAGCCAACUGUAACUUUGAACAACUUUCCAGCACUUGCGGCUACAUUACCGGAACCUCGGAGAAUUCAUCGUUUGCAUUUUUCAAAACUGAAUACUGUGGUGGUAUGGAUCACACACCAUUUGGUCCAGGCUCCAUGAUGUGUGCCCGGCAGUGUGACGGUAAACAAUCUUCAGAUGGAGACAUUGCAACCCUUGAAUCACCAACUUUCGAACUAAAACCUUCAGAAGACAUCUCUGUUUCAUUUUUCUUCCGUAUGUAUGGAGAUAUGACCUCUCUAGAUAUCUCUGUAGGGGCAGAGGAAUCUAAAAAUGAUUCUGUACCACUCUUUGUAGCCCAUGGAGACCAUGGCUAUAGGUGGUAUGAAGUGUGUGCCAAUAUACCACUGACACCGACAAACAAGCAAAUGACCUUGACCGCCAAUGCAAUACAUGGGUCUAAGUGUGAUGGGAUUUACGCUCUGGAUGACAUUGAAUUCCGGUACAGUAAAUGUUCAGAAAUUCUGGUUGACCUCCCUUGCAACUUCAACGAACCAUAUGUAUGUGGAUAUCGCAUAGACAGCAUAAAUGGAUCAAUGUUUAGAUGGAUGAUUGGCCAAGGCAGCACGCUCUCAAUCGAUACGAGACCCCAUAGUGAUGGUGAAGGUCGACAAGAUGGGAACUACAUGUAUGUCCAAGGAUCAAAUUCUACCUUCGGUAAUGUUACUACGCUGUGCUUUCCACCCGUAUCAACGGCUUCCAUGGAAACGCCGACACUUCGUUUCAUGUAUCAUAUGAAGGGAGGUGUGGGCAGUCUCUCAUAUGUUAUCAAUGGCAACAUGAACUGGACACGCUCAGGACAUCAGGACGGAAACUGGUUGCAUGCCUGUCAAUCUGUUCCGGUCGACUCCAAUCUACAAAUCUGCUUCCAAGCCACGGCAAGCCAAUAUGGCGAUGUUAUAGCUCUGGAUGAGGUUGCCAUCACGGAUAAAGAAUGCAAAGCUCCCAACGGGACCUGUGACUUUGAUACCUUGGACGAUCUUUGUUGGUUUAUCAGUACUUCUGAUGGUCUACCCAGUGAUAUAUGGCGUCAAACAAACCGAGAUAAUGAUGACAUUGAUGCAGGUUACGUGAUGGCGUCAGUAGGCGAUUAUACUAACUCUCAACUACUGUCACCUCCGAUACUGUCUCCAAAAGAAGGAGCGCAUUGUCUGUCCUUUGACUACCAUGUAAAAGCAGAUACAGCGAUGUGGUUUUCGGCUAUCCUUUCUGUUCACGUCACACAUAGGAAUGGUAGCAGGGAUCAGCUGCUUUCAAUUAAUGUAAAGCAUGACAUUGGUUGGAAUCAUGCCCAGACUGAAUUCAAUUUUGAACAGAAUGAUUUACUUCGUAUUCUGUUUGCUAGAAGCCACAGCUCAGCAGCCAUAGAUAAGGUUAAAAUUACACAAGGCGCUUGUCCUGCACUAGAUUGUAAAGCUGAUCAAUUCAACUGUACGGAAUGGUGUGUACCAGAAGAAUGGCUAUGUGACCAGUACUUAGAUUGUGGUGGGGACGAAGAUGAAGCAGGAUGUGGUAGGGCGUUGGCGUGUGAUUUCACUCAUCCGUAUCAGUGUGGAUACAAGACACCAUUAGACUCAGCCUUUGGCCUUAAUCGAAUACGUACAAUGUGGGCUGGAACAAAAACCGUCUUUGGUAAUGACGAAAUAACUAGAGAGAUCAAUGAAGACUACUUCAUGGGCUUGUACGGUGAAUUCAUUCCAUCUGAGAUAGACAUGGAAUCUCCAAUAAUGAGCGUUGGUGAACAGUCCUGCUUUCACUUUUCCUACCUUGGGAAUAUAGAAAGUUUACUUGUGACCGAAAUCAAUGGCGGAUCGUUCAAUGACAGCGCGUUUGCCUCACCAUCAGAUUGGAGAUCAGGCCAGGUGCAGUUAUCGUUUGGAAUAGAAGGAAAACAAGAGGUGAAAUUCGAGAUAACUACUGAUUCUUCGAGUCAAGACUACAGCUACGUUGGAUUGGACAGUUUCUACCUAACUUCAGGGAAGUGUCCCAAAGAUCUUGAUUGUGGAGCUGGUCACUACUGUGAGGUCGACUAUAAAUGUAUCCCUAAGUUAGGGAUGUGUGACGGGAAGACUGACUGCAGUGACGGUUCUGAUGAGUUAUGUGAAACUUCCAUCAGCUGUAAUUUUGAGCAUCCAUUUAUUUGCGGAUAUACACAUGAUAUUCCGUGGCAGUGGCGCGCGGCUCAUAGAUUCCAUUUACCGAAUGCGGACCAUACCUACCAACAUCAUCAGAAUCUUUCAGGACACUACAUAUAUAUUGAGAAAAAUGAUAAGGUCACGUACAGCCUUGAUUCCCCAAACCAGUUUGUCAGUGGCGGCUGUGUGUCAUUUUAUUACAACAUGGAGGAAGGCAUUACUGCUGAAUUGCAUGUCUUCAUUUCUGAGAAUAAUACAGAAUCACUGGUCAUGAUUGACAAUGGCGAAAUGAUCAGGCGAGAUGAAUGGAUAUUCGCCCAAUUCCCAUUGCCGACAGGAUAUGAAAGGAAUGUAAGCAUUCGAUUUCAAUUCACUGGUGACCUGGUGAUCAUUUAUCCUGGAAGCCUAGCCAUCGAUGAUGUAAUGUACAGGAACGAAACGUGUGAUAAAAUAGUGAGGUGUGAAAAUUCUAGCUUCCAAUGUGAAUCUGGUGAUUUCUGUAUCCCAUACAACAUGGAGAGGGAUGGUGUGGAGGAUUGCCCAGACGGAUCUGAUGGGACACCUUAUAUAGAUGACUUUAUUCCAACGACAGGUCGUAUCUUUGAGUGCCUGUUUGAAAUGGAAGAUGAGACCAAUUGUCCGUUUAAUCAAAGUGAUAAUGAUGAUUGGUUUUGGACGAGGCAUCAGGAUGAAACACCAUCAGUAGACACUGGUCCCAAUGGUGCUAUACAAGGAGACGGUUACAUGUACUAUGAAACAAGCUUUGACGUGGAGGAGAAUGACACUGCUGUACUGCACACAGAUUUAAUCAAAAUUGAAACCCCAAGUUGUCUCUAUUUCUACUAUAACAUGUAUGGUAUAAGCAUGGGCAAACUGGCAAUAUACGUAGAAAAGAACCAAGUCAGAAGCGAACUCUGGUCAAAGUCUGGAGAUCAAGGCCCGUAUUGGCUGAAAGAUAAAAUCAACAUUUCAUCCUCAGGCAUGCCCCAAAACAUCAGUAUAGAGGCUACUGACGGAGAUGGCUUCCGAGGGGAUGUGGCUGUUGACUAUAUUGUACUAGUUAAUGAAUCUUGUCCGGAAGAUCAGCUAGACACAGAUACGUCAGAUCAAGUUUCUUAUGAAUUUCGCCUUGUGGGCGGGGACAGAGUGAGUUAUGGUCGAGUGGAAAUAGCAUCGAACAACAAUUCGUUCCAGGCAGUGUGUCACUCAGCUUGGACCGAUAAUAACACAAACGUCCUCUGUCGACAACUUGGAUUUGGCCCCCAUGACAUAACCACAAGGACGUUCAGGAGAGGGGAAUAUGGGAGGAUUAGAUCCAACAGUGGAGCUGUGAUGUUCGAAACAUUUUCUUGCAAUGGUACAGAGAAGAUGCUUUACGAGUGUAAUAUCACAGAAGCUGAUUGUACCACUGAUGACCAAGUGGCCAUAGCAUGUUCAGACGAUGUAUGCAUCGCUGGUGAGAAGGCCUGUGUCUCCCCCGGUGAUAUGACUAAACCUUCUAAUGCUACCUGUGUCAAGGCAGAGAAGUGGUGUGACGGCAUUGUAGACUGUCCACAAGCUGAGGACGAGCAUUACUGUGCUAACUGCAGUAGUGCACAUGAAUAUGAGUGUGACAACCACAGGUGCAUGCCCUUGUCUAAGCGAUGUGACGGUAACAACGAUUGUGGGGACUGGUCCGACGAGUUCUCCUGUGUAAGAAUCAACAACGACUAUACAGUAGAGGUAAACCAUGUUGGCGACUGGUUACACAUUUGCAUGCCUGAGCAGGACACGAGGUUGGCUGGGUAUCUAUGUGCUCUUGCCACUUCAGGGGCGUUUUUGUCGUUCCCCGAGUCUGCAAUUAACAGCAGCAGCACGGUGACCAUGGACUACACAACUGACAGUGAGGGUACCAUCCGUAGUCACACCAUACAACCCACAAGUGGUUCCAGUGACUGUAUUGUAUUGAAGCUCCAAUGUAAACCUCAAGAGUGUGGAGCCUCGGCGUUGUCACCAGUGGAGAGGGUUAUAAAUGGGUACGAUACACCCCUUGGAUUUUACCCUUCCAUGCUUUCCUUACACAAAACGGAUAGGGGACACUGGUGCGGAGCUUCACUCAUCGGCCCUAAGCAUGUGCUCACCGCUGCCCACUGUGUGGAUGAUUAUGAGGAGGGCUUGUAUUACCUACUAGGAGGAGCUGUACAGAUUGACAAAUUUCAUACACAAGGAAAAGAAAUGCAUAUUGCGAAAGUGACUCUACAUCCAGACGUCAUCCUUUCUAACAAUGAAAUACAAAACGAUUUUGCUCUCAUAGAGUUGACUUCGCCUGUGGACGAAUCAACAUACCUCAGCUCCGUUUGCUUACCACCGUCAACAACAGAUAUCUACUCAUACCAUUCCUGUUUUGUUCUUGGCUGGGGUGCAACGGAAUAUGGUAGUAUCCCCAACCACCUGAAGAUGUUACAAGUAGACCUGCUAACAGAAGAUGACAUUGAACGCUGUCAUGACAUUGUCAAAAUUAAGUACGGCUUCGUGCCGGCCAAUGGUAUAUGUGUGGACACGAGAGAGAAACACUCUCCAAUAUGUUUUGGAGAUUCUGGCGGCCCACUGGUGUGCAAGAACCAACAGAAUCGAUGGGAACUUAUUGGAGUGACAAGCUUUGGAGACCCCUCCUGUCUGAACUCAGAAAUCACAGAUAUAUAUGAGGGCGUGAUCCCUCACUUGGACUUUAUCUACAAAAACACUGACCUGAACCCGUAAGCACUCUGGGCCUAACCGUGAUGUCUUCGAAUCGUCCAUUUAUUGUCCGUGUCUGUAUCAACAUGAAGUUUAUCUCGGGAAAUCCUAACACCAAAUGGAUAUAAACAUGUUCCCGUUUCAUAACCACACAUACUGCAUUUUUUCGAUGCAAAAUACUAUGCUUUUUCUUCAGACAUCUCCUGACCUUAAAUUCUUCUGUUUGUAACUAGCCACCACUAUCGUGAUUAUCAAUGUACCUUUUGUGACCAUCAGUAUACCUUUGUGACCAUCAGUAUACCUUUUGUAACCAUCAGUAUACCUUUUGUGACCAUCAGUAUACAUUUUGUGACCAUCAAUGUACCUUUUGUGACCAUCAAUGUACCUAUUGUGACCAUCAGUAUACCUUUUGUGACCAUCAGUAUACAUUUUGUGACCAUCAAUGUACCUUUUGUGACCAUCAAUGUUCCUUUUGUGACCAUCAAUAUACCUUUUGUGACCAUCAGUAUACCUUUUAUGACCAUCAAUUUACCUUUUGUGACCAUCAGUAUACCUUUGUGACCAUCAGUAUACCUUCUGUAACCAUCAGUAUACCUUUUGUGACCAUCAGUAUACAUUUUGUGACCAUCAAUGUACCUUUUGUGACCAUCAAUAUUCCUUUUGUGACCAUCAAUUUACCUUUUGUGACCAUCAAUGUACCUUUUGUGACCAUCAAUAUACCUUUUGUGACCAUCAAUUUACCUUUUGUGACCAUCAAUUUACCUUUUGUGACCAUCAAUGUACCUUUUGAAAAGUGGAUUUCCACAGGGACUGUGUAUAGUAUUGAAUUAUAAGGAUUAACUUUAAUAUAUUUUUUAUGUUAUGGAGCUAUAACACAAAAAACCGGAUUGCACUCUCAUCAUAACCUAAAAAAUAUAUUCAAGUUAAUCCUUAAGUAUUUCAAAUGAUUUUUUUCUUAGGGACUCAAGCCUCUAAGGGAAAUCACAUUAUCAUCACGUCUUAUGUAAAUAUAAUUAACUAAAUGUUUACAACAUAUUAAUAUUUUCGGAAUAGAAAAUGUUUCAUUAUCCAUAUAAUGUUUUUUGGUGCUUUAAGUAAGAAAUGUAAUUUUGGAUCCGGAAGCUGAGGACACGUGCAUCGACCAUAGUGUUAGUGAUGUACUUUUAACGUGCAAAAGAAGUGAUGGCAGGAGUUUAUUUAGGUCAACUGAGUAAGAUACAUUGAAGUUAUCAUGUUAUCAAGUCGCCUUAAUUAUUACGAUAGCGAGACAAUAAUAAGUAUCCCGAUCUCCUAAGUAAAACUUGUGAGAUAAUGUUGGCGACAUAAUUAUCUGGAAUUAACUCAACUGGUGGCACGAAUAUGCCACCUUAAAAUAUAUACAUUGUAUGUAAAAUACGUAGAAAUAAAUCCAUGCCACACGUCAAUAUGUAUUUUUAUGUAAAACAAUAUUUUUUACUAGCUAUAACUAUAUGACAAGUUUUAUUAAAGUUUUCUAAUCGUAUGUAUAAAUAGCUCUUAGAGUUUUGUCAGUUUUUCCAUUCGUUGGGUUUGUGAAGACAACGUGAAUAAUAAAUCUAACUGUGACGUCAAAUUCUCAGGUAUUUAAAAAAAAAAUGUGAUCACCUUUUAUAGAUUAUAGCAAGAAUCCAGUCAGACCAAAUACUUCUUGGGGAAAGUAUUGAAAAUAUUGAAAAACGUGAUUGAUAGAAUUCUGAGCAUAGGCAUUGUCUAUAAAGUCACGGAUAUAACAGGUGUGGUAUAAGCAUGGGACAACAUUCUAAAUGUUGAAAUAGACAGAAAAUGUACAUAAAUAUGUGUGUAUAUAUGCAUAGAUAAAUAUAAUAUAUAUAUAUUCUAGAAUGAACCUUGUAAGAUAUAUAAAUAUAUAUGGCUGUACCACGGAAAGCUGUGUGGUUAGUAUGGGAGGAAUUAAGGAGUAAAUUUUAUUGAAAUCAAAAGAAAACUGCAAUAUUUAGCACUGUGAUCCCCUUGCCCUCCUUCUGUCGGUGGAGACUUAGACAGUUCGGUGAGAUAUAGACAGUCAAAGGAGAUCUAGACAGUCAAAGGAGAUCUAGACAGUCAAAGGAGAUUUACAUAGUCGGGGGAGAUUUAGACGGGAGGGAGGGGGGGCGAUCUGGACAGUCAAAGGAGAUCUAGACGGUCAAAGGAGAUUUACAUAGUCGGGGGAGAUUUAGACAGUCGGGAGAAGGGGGGCGGAUCUGGACAGUCCGAGGAGAUCUAGACAGUCAAAGGAGAUUUACAUAGUCGGGGGAGAUUUAGACACUCCGAGGAGAUCUAGACAGUCAAAGGAGAUUUACACAGUUGGGGGAGAUUUAGACAGUCCGAGGAGAUUUAGACAGUCCGAGCGAAUUUAGACAGUCGGGGGAGAUCUGGACAGUCGGAGGAGAACUAGACAGUCAAAGGAGAUUUACACAGUCGGGGAAGAUUUAGACAGUCGGGAGGGGGGGGGGGGAUCUGGACAGUCCGAGGAGAUCUAGACAGUCAAAGGAGAUUUACAUAGUCGGGGGAUAUUUAGACAGUCUUAGGGGUUCAUGUUUGUAAAAUCAUGAUGUAUUUCGUAUAUCUUGCAUAAAAUGCUUUAUGUCUAAAAUGAAGAGGAUGUACAUAAUAUAAAACAUAGCGUGCUAAAUAUAGAAAUAUUAAUAUAACUAGGCAGUGUAUUGAAAAUUAUAAGUAAAUAGACCAAUACAGUGAGAGAACAAAUGUGGUCUGCUUGUUAAUAUAUUGACAUGGGCAUGAUAGAGUGGUAUCACAAUAGAUCUUGUAACGUUAUGGACGGCUCGUUUCGAUUAUGUUAUGGGAGACAACUCCAACGACAACAUGAGUAAUAGGAAAAUCAAAAGGUAGUUUCAUGAAAAAAACAGACGUCAAUGUUAAUAUGAACGGCUGUUUUGGGUUCACGUGCUACACAAAUCAAAAAUCAAAUUCAGAAUUAAUAUUUCUUCACCCCUAACUCUAUCAUCAAGCUGGUGUACAAUUAAUUAUUGAUUUUUAUUGUUGUUUAAAAUGUUAAACAAACAAAUAACGCUGGUUUUAAUAUACAUGUAGUUGAAUGAAGCUUGAUAACAAGGGGAGAUCAUCCUGUAUUAAGAAACCACAGUCAGGAAUUUUAUAAUGUGACUUUUUAUUGUAGAUGAUCCGCUAUUUUCAUAGGUUUGUAGUUUAAGUUAACAUGAAUAUACCUGCAAUGGAAUAUUAAAUAAGUGGUUUCUUAACACAAGAUAUAUAUCUCUCAUUUCAAGCAAAUUUUAUUGUUCCUCAAAGUAAGCAAUUUUUGAGAACAUCAUGAAAUACAAUUGUUUACAAAAUUGCAUAUCAAAUCAAUACUUUUUCUUUUCAAAACAGAUGUCAACUUUACGAAAGAUGCGGUUGGCAAUCUGUAUCUGAAUCAUCUAACAUUUGAGUAUGCCAAAGUUACUCUAUUGUGGCAGACAUCACAUUUCUCAAGGUGUUAAGCAUGACGAAAUUUGUAAAACAACACUCCUGUAUAGUCCCUUUCCUACCUCCUUGUUGAAGGUACACACAAAAAAAGCCUAUGUUACAAGAAAUGUUGGUUUACAGGUUACCUAGCUUGGCCAGAACUGCUUGUCUUUGUUGUUACGUACAGCAGUGGUAGUCGGUACCAACCUCACACCUGAUUAUCUACACUAAACGCUUUAAUACAUUGCUGCACUAUUUGUUGACGUAUUUGUUUAUAUGUACACCAAUAAAUCUUCUUAAAUCUAC
Molecule: messenger RNA, 19752 nt
Organism: Mizuhopecten yessoensis (Yesso scallop)
Lineage: Eukaryota; Metazoa; Mollusca; Bivalvia; Pectinida; Pectinidae
Exons: 91
Biological process (GO): proteolysis
Cellular component (GO): membrane
Molecular function (GO): protein binding; serine-type endopeptidase activity; calcium ion binding
Source: RefSeq, a predicted model, not a curated record